ACUGUAUAAUUCAUCACACUGCAUUCCAUCUAUAGGCACCGAACCCUCUGAGGACAGCGCCUGCCUCUGGCUUGUUCGUCGCAGAGUCUCCAGCACCUAGGACAGGGCCUGGCGCGAAGUAGGUGCGCAGCGAAUAGAGACUGCGGGAGAGAACGGACGCUUGCGGGCGGUUGUCCUUUGGAAAGCAGCGCUAAGUGGCGGAGAACCCGUGGUUUCUCUGUUGGGGAAGGGCUUGGCGGACCCGCUCGAUGUUAAGGUGGGGAACGCCAAGCUCACCUCUUCACCCAGCCUAGCCUACACCACAGUACGCGGCGCUCCGCCCCUUCCGGCCCGGCGAAACCGGAAGUAGAGGCGAGGGUUUCCCAUGAGGCUUCGCGGGGCGCCUAUUCAAACUGCUCGGAGAGGAGGGAGGAGGUCGUGAUGGCGGCCCCGGAGCCGGAAGUGCAGUCUCCGGUCGCAGUCUCUGAUUUGGAGUGGUGUGAGAAGUCCGAGGAAACCCACGACCCCCAGAUAGAACUACUUGAGACUACUUCUGCCCAAGAACCUCCCAACCCUUCGGAGCCCUUUCGUCCCAGAGACUGCAUGGUGCCAGUGGUGUUUCCUGGGCCUGUGAGCCAGGAAGGCUGCUGUCGGUUUACUUGUGAACUUCUAAAGCAUAUCAUGUACCAACGCCAGCAACUCCCUCUGCCCUAUGAACAGCUUAAGCACUUCUACCGAAAACCUUCUCCCCAGGCAGAGGACAUGGUGAAGAAGAAGCCUCGGGCCACUGCUGAGGCAAGCAACAGGAAAUGCCAACAAACCCUGGUGGAACUGGAGAGUGUCCUCAGCCACUUGGAGGGUCUCUUUGCCCGGACGCUAGUACCACGCGUGCUGAUCCUCCUGGGGGGCAAUGCCCUCAGUCCCAAGGAGUUCUAUGAGCUUGACUUGUCCCGCUUGGCCCCGAACAGCAUGGACCCGAGCCUGAGCACAGCAGCCUGUUUGCGCCGCCUCUUCCGGGCCAUUUUCAUGGCUGACGCCUUUAGUGAGCUGCAGGUUCCUCCACUUAUGGGCACUAUUGUCAUGGCCCAGGGUCACCGUGACUGUGGAGAAGAUUGGUUCCGACCUAAGCUCAACUACAGAGUGCCCAGCCGGGGCCACAAACUGACUGUGACCCUGUCCUGUGGCCGACCUGCCAUCCCAACCACAGCCUGGGAGGAUUAUAUUUGGUUCCAGGCACCAGUGACAUUGAAGGGCUUCCACGAGUGAAUGGGAUCGCUUCUUAAUUGUCAACACAGUGGCUAAAUUAUCUUUCCCCCACAGCACCAAGUCAGCCCAUCCCUUGCUUGAAGCUGGUUCCUUCCUGGUGAGAGGAGGGUUCUAUCCUGGCUGCCUGCUUCCCUUCCUCAGACUUCCCGGUGGGCUCAUGGUCUGCCUGGGGCAGUGAUGAUCAUCACUGAACAUGCAUCUCUUUGAAUCAAAGGCUGAUCUCCCCAGAGGGUGCUGUGGGUCAGGGGUUUCUUUUUGGGGUUGGAAAGCAAAACAUGUGCACACAGACAGACACCCCUGUGGAGGAGACCCUCUUUUGCUUUUUGCUGUGGCUUUUCGGAAUCUUUAACAGAGACAUAAUGUGAAUGUGACUCAUGAACUUAAAUCUAAAAUGAAUGGAUUCCUAUUCAGUUUUCCUUGAAGACUCUUUUGGCCUAAAGAGCCUUUUUCAGGCUUAAGGCUAGAGUGUUUUGUCUUUCCCCUUGGCCUCAUAUGCUCUGGGCUUCCAGAAUUUUUUUUUUUUACUAUUGGUUAUUUCUCUUCAUCAGCUCCAACCUAAUCUGGGAAGUUAAGGGAUGUGGCCAAGGUUCUGUAACACUUUGCUAUGAGAGCUGGGACUAGCGUCCUCAUCAGCUAACUCCUAGCCUGAUGGUCCUUCCUUGCCACAUACUGGUUUUUGUGAUCCUUAGAGCUUGUGCGCCUAAAGCAGAGGUCACACUGGGGAAGGAGGCUGAGAAAAGAAAACCGAGCUGGUGUUUGCAAAGCCUGAUUGAACCAUGGGCCAAGAUGCCAGGACUGCUCUGUAGGAUCACCUCCCUGAGGCCAGAUGUCCUUUCUGGAAUUCUGCCCAGCCUGUCUCCAUUGCACUUGUGUGGUGGCUGCGGGUAGUUACUGUUGGCAAUAUUGUCCUUAGGCAGAUCCCACCUCCUGCCUGUGGCUGUUCCUCCUCAGCUGCAUCUCUGGCUUGCCCGUCCUGAUCCUUGUUGUUGUCCUCCUGGGCUUGAUGCUCUCCUCACUACUCAAUAUUGAUGCUCUUUGUCCCUGA
Molecule: messenger RNA, 2290 nt
Organism: Phacochoerus africanus (Common warthog)
Lineage: Eukaryota; Metazoa; Chordata; Mammalia; Artiodactyla; Suidae
Gene: MAD2L1BP
Product: MAD2L1 binding protein
Exons: 3
Coding region: 421-1245 (274 amino acids)
Biological process (GO): regulation of exit from mitosis
Cellular component (GO): nucleus
Source: RefSeq, a predicted model, not a curated record